AUGGCAUCGAUACCGCGCAAUAUCGAUCGAUCGACGCUAAGUUUCUUUGCAGCCGCCGGCCUGGCAUGCUCAACAAAGAUCGCCACGACUGCCAUCAUUACGCGACUGACUGCAACGUCUCUGCGCCGCCAAUCCAUCUUCCCUGUUGCUGCAGCUGCUUCAGCAUUCGACAUACUCUCUAUCAUCACGCUUCUCGUAGCCACGGCAUUUUUCCUUCGGCGAUCCUCACGAGCCUCCACCCUUUCAGCCUGGAUAUCUGGCGCGUCAAUAUGCCUCGUGGCUACCAUACUAGGUCUCGUUGCGCUUGUCUCAGCUUUGAAUGUGACCCGCGAUCAUGUCCUCGGAGACAACAUUAAUCAAUCGAGGGCCCACGACCUCGCCGGAGCCGGCAUUGCUAUCGAACUGAUCGCAUUGGUGCCGCAAUCAAUAUUCUACUAUCUCAUCUGGCCUCGCACGCCCAAAAGCCAAUCCGAGGUUCCCACCGUACACGUCCAAGAACGACAGUCGCCGUACUCCAUGAAGCCCCAAUCAAUAGCCGUCCAUCUGGGAUCGCUAGGGCCUAGCUCGCCAAAAUUCUUUGGUGUCAAGCAGAAUCAAGAGCCAACAUCUCCAUCACUGUCUGCAUUCACGUCCAGCCCGAGAUCCUCGCUAAGGCACUCAGCGAGCAACGCCUUGAAACCUAUGACAUCUCGAACUCGUCUACUACUGGGCACGUCCUGGUGCUCUACGAGAGAUGCACGAGAAAUCCACUCAACCGGCGAGGCUGCCACGGAAGCUGUGAGGAGCACUGACGAGUUCGAGAACUGGGAUACAUCAAAAGUGGACGACGAUUUUGACAAUUCUUUUCGAUCCAAAACACGACUAGAGACCAUCCCCGGCAGUCGUCCGGUUUCGCCCGCGCAUCCACUGAAUGGACCUUUCACCGGCGACGGAGAAGAAUUGCGUAAGCCGGUAUCUCCUGCGGAUACUCCAGUGGCUUCACCUUCAUCCGAGACAGGGUCUUUGCGCAACCUUCCGAGAUCCAUGUCGAUCCCAAGAAGAUCAAGUGCGCCCGACAACAGCGCAGACGAAUCCCACAUUCACCCUCUCUUCCGAACAGAAAGCCCGGCGCCUCCACCUUUGACAUCUCCAGGCACGAUAAUCACUGCUUCUCCGUAUGCUGGACAGAUUGUGUCACCGGAGGUGGCUUUGACAAGUCCGAGACUACUGGGCCAAGGCAGUCGUCCGGCAAGUCCGAUGCUCUCGCCAAUAAUACGUAGCAGACCCGGCAGUGUGAAGAGCUUCCGUGGAGGAUUGCCUACUUCACCGGCUGAUCAGGAGCCAAUGCCGUUGUCGCAGCUCAAUAUCAUUGCAAUGCGACAAGCUCAGUCACAAAGUCCGAUCAGCCCCAAUGACUGAAUAAUAUCACAUCGUGCCAUGCUAAUGGCAAGAAUAUCACCACAUACGAUGGCCUUCUAGGAGGACAGUGACGGGAAGCCCUUCGACUAGACGCUGGACCCAGAAUCUCGACACAUACGAGCGGACCUCCGAGAUGUCGACACGACAGUCACAGCUAGAACCAGAUCUCUCAUUCUGGAUACCUGUCAAACGCGUGAAAAUAAGUCUCCUCCCGCUCGAGAUAGUAGACAUAUGGAGGAGGGUCGGUUUGCGAGGAGUCUGGCAUGGUCCGAGUGGUUUCGAAGUUGCGUACACGACGAGGAAUGAGGUUUGCUAUAGAAGAAGAAAAAUCACGAAGACUUAAUGAGUGAAUGCUUCACAGCACAACACACAAGAAAAAAUAUGAGGAUCA
Pseudocercospora fijiensis CIRAD86 is the source of this 1789-nucleotide messenger RNA. RefSeq lists its product as uncharacterized. The coding region runs from base 1 to 1398 and encodes 465 amino acids. The transcript has a single exon. The record is from RefSeq and is a predicted model, not a curated record. Lineage: Eukaryota; Fungi; Ascomycota; Dothideomycetes; Mycosphaerellales; Mycosphaerellaceae.